Messenger RNA from Dicentrarchus labrax (European seabass), 3462 nucleotides. RefSeq names its product E3 ubiquitin-protein ligase TRIM21-like. NCBI's taxonomy places the organism in Eukaryota, Metazoa, Chordata, Actinopteri, Moronidae. Gene Ontology annotation, biological process: regulation of apoptotic process. The coding region runs from base 1059 to 2681 and encodes 540 amino acids. The transcript has 4 exons. The record is from RefSeq and is a predicted model, not a curated record. Gene Ontology annotation, molecular function: protein binding.
AACAGAUUACAAAACACAUUUCUCUGUGCUCAAGUAUGUCUUGUUUAAUGAGAUACAACAGAAGAUGUGUCGAUAAUAGGGGUAUUUGUAAUGUGUAAUUGGACUACAUUGUGAAUUAGCUGAAAGUACUUUUUCCAGUCGUGCCUGUCCUGGAAUCAGCAUUAUCAUUAUUAUUACCAUUAUUACUACGACAACUCUAUAAGCUGUUUACAUCUGUGGAGGAUAAUUUUAUCUUGAAACAAAAUUCAAAUGGAAAACGUAAAGUUGAUAAGUUGUUUUAAAGAGUUCGGUCUAGACCUGCUCUAUUUGAAAAGUGUCCUGAGAUAACUUCUGUUAUGAAUUGGCGUUAUACAAAUAAAAUUGAAUUGAAAGAAAGGAAAAAUGGUAAAUAAAUAAUUUUGUUCCUCUACUACUAAAGAUAAUCCGGCCAUAACAAAAUGUUGUAAAUAAAGACUGAAUUACUUAGAGGGCAAGUUUACGUUUCAAAUGGGCAAAUCAUUUCAAAUCAUCAUAUACAGUGCUUCCAGCUUUAGUCUGUGGAUUUAUCUGCUUAGUAACUUUGUCCAUGUUCCACUCUUAACUCUCAGACAAGAAAGCAAACCUGAACAUUCAAUGCACACAAGGUUUGCCUUUGCUUUUACAGGAAAUACAGGCUCCUGACAAUUCUGACAAAGUAACAGAGUCAGGAAGGCAUUUGAGUAAAACUGAAAUGAACUUUCUCAGCCCCUGACAAAAUUCAAGAGAGACCCCAGGUAUAACCCUGCAAGAAGGAAGUGAGAUCUUUCUCUGCACAAGUAUUAACAUCCGUAGUGCCACUGAGCUGACACUUUGACUUCAUGACCAUUUAAGGAUGAGAUGUAGACAUCUGAUCUUUUGUGGGGGUUGGGGGAAGGUGUCAGGCCUUUCUCUGCACAAUACUAACAUCUGUAUGGUUUGUAUUGAUCCUUCUACGUUUGAAGACUGCAGGUGCUGAUUUCUGCUUGGUUUUCACAGGCCAAACUGUUCCCUUCAACAUCCAGCUUGACCAGUCGUGAACUCUUGUAGAGCAGGGAGCCAUAAUGGCGACACUUAAAGAGAACCUCUUGAGAAUUCUAGAGAAAUUAAAAGAAGAAGAGUUAAAAAAAUUCAAGUGGUUCCUGGAGCAGGAUGAAGGUUUUUCAGGCAUCCCAGCGGCUCAGUUGGAAAAGGCAGAAAGGGAGACCACAGUGGAUUUAAUGGUACAAACACAUCAGGAACCUGGAGCUCUGAAGAUAACUUUGAAGAUUUUAGAAAAGAUCAGAAGAAAUGAUCUGGUGCAGCGUUUGCAAACCUCCAGCCCAGAACCAACAGACCCCAAGACACUUUCUUUUGGUGCUCAGAAAGAGGAGGAUGACAAAAAGAAGACCAAGUUAGAGCAGUUAGCAUCUACUGCUAAUCGUGUACUGAACCUUAACACACAUGACUCUGGUGAUCAGAAAAAAUAUGAAAAAGGGAAGGCUGACCUGAAGAGUGUCCAGCUGUUUGCAGUGGAUGUGACUCUGGAUCCUGAGACAGCACAUCCUCAUCUCAUCCUGUCUGGUGAUGAGAAACAAGUACAUCAUGGUGAUGUGAGGCAGAGGCUCCCAUACAACCCUAAGAGGUUUAAAAGUUGUGUUAAUAUCUUAGGAAAGCAGAGUUUGUCCUCAGGAAGAUUUUACUUUGAGGUUCAGGUUAAAGGGAAGACUGACUGGACUGUAGGAGUGGUCACAGAAUCGAUUGACAGGAAAGAAGAUAUUACUCUGAGUCCUGAGGAUGGCUUCUGGACUGUAUGGUUGAGAGAUGGAAAUAAGUAUGAUGCUAAUGAUGAAAACCCUGUCUGCCUUUCUUUGAAGUCUCAGCUUCAGAAGGUGGGAGUGUUUGUAGAUUAUGAGAAGGGUCUGGUCUCCUUUUAUGAUGUAGAUACUGCAGAUCAGCUGUACUCCUUUACAGACUGCUCCUUCACUGAGAAACUCUACCCAUUCUUCAGUCCCUGUACUAAUGAUGGUGGUAGAAACUCUGCCCCUCUGAUCAUCUGUCCAGUCAAACCCCCACUGAACAUUGAGACACUUGACUUUGGUGGUAAGAAAGAAUAUGAAACAAAGAAGGCUGAGCUGAAGAGUGUCCAGCAGUUUGCAGUAGAUGUGACUCUGGAUCCUGAUACAGCACAUCCUGCUCUCUUCCUGUCUGAUGAUGGGAAACAAGUACAUGAUGGUGAUGUAUGGAAGAAACUCCAAUACAAUUCUAAGAGGUUUAAGAAAUGUGUUAAUGUAUUAGGAAAGCAGAGUUUCUCCUCAGGAAGAUUUUACUUUGAGGUUCAGGUUAAAGGGAAGACUGCCUGGACUGUAGGAGUGGCCACAGAAUCGAUUGACAGGAAAGAAGAUAUUACUCUGAGUCCUGAGGAUGGCUUCUGGACUGUAUGGUUGAGAGAUGGAAAUAAGUAUGAUGCUAAUGAUGAAAACCCUGUCUGCCUUUCUUUGAAGUCUCAGCUUCAGAGGGUGGGAGUGUUUGUAGAUUAUGAGAAGGGUCUGGUCUCCUUUUAUGAUGUAGAUACUGCAGAUCAGCUGUACUCCUUUACAGACUGCUCCUUCACUGAGAAACUCUACCCAUUCUUCAGUCCCUGUACUAAUGAUGGUGGUAGAAACUCUGCCCCUCUGAUUAUCUGUCCUAUCAAUCACAACAAUUAAUCAUAAGACUGCUGCUACUAAGUUUGAAGAAGUAAAGGUUAAAGUUGGCCAGAGUGUAGCAGCAAAUUAUAUUUAUGGCACCAAGCCUAAAGUAAUGUACCAAUGAGAAUAAUAAAUGUCUAUAGUGUCUGAAGUUAAAGUACUCAGUAAAGGUUUUAACCACUUGUGUUUAUAUUCUGCUGAUUGUCAUUUCUAUCAAAUGAAAAGGGGUCCAUGCGGUAUAACCCCUGGACGUUGAACAAUUCCACUGAUGAACAGUUGGUGGCAGUAGUGCACUAGAACAAUUUAAACCUAAAGGAUCAUUCAGAUUAUAUAAUGUUUAAGGCUUUUACCUAAUCAAGAGCCCACUCAUUUAGGAAAAUUAAGUCUGUCAUCAAUCACAAGAAAAAAGCGUAAGAUUUCAUUUAAGGAUCACAAUACAACCAAUAUUAGGUCAGUCAAGAACAACAGUUGAGAUUAUUUGAUGGGUUGAUGACUUGUAUUGCCAUCUUUGUAAAUAACUUAUGCUUUAACUUUUUUUAAAGUUUGUACAUAUGAGGACAUUUUGAUUUAAAUUGUGUUAGAGACAAGAUAAUUGACAUUUUACAAGUGUGCCCUUUCACUUAUUUCUUUUCACAGUAUUUCUAGUAUAAUCACUGUAAUUGUAAUAGAACAGUAUUGUCAUUUUCGAUUAUUCACUGAGCUUUAUAAGCAGAAAAAAUACUUGAUUUCAUGAAAUGGUUGUCAAUAAGAUUUUGAACAAACUACAAAUAAAGACUUUUAGAAGCUUUUCUUUUUAAAA